AGCCAGAGUCAUAUUCACACAAGUCAACAAAAAUAAUAUUACUCCAUUUUCAUUGACCUUUUCUUCACUACUCUUUCUUUUCCAUUUUCUCACUUUAAAAGAAAUGGUAUUUUGGUCAUUUCCACCUACCCCUAAGCAACUCAAAUUCACUAUCGCCGGCGUUGCCGCCGGUAUUACUCUAAUUACGGCAGGUGCAUAUCUUUCAUAUUCCAAUAUUGCCCCUCAACAAGCCCGAGCUAAAGCCCGAAAAGAUUAUAUCAAAGCCCGACUCAAACAACUUGUACAAGAUUAAUUAAACACAACUUCAUAAGUUUUACUAAGUCAGUAAAUUUUCGUUUUCUAGCUUGCUCGUGGAGAUUAUGCUUGUACUUUGGCUCUUCAGUUGAACUUUUGUACUUUUCAUCAGCAAAUGGUUCAAGUUUAUGCGGUGUACUCAGUCCUAUCCCGUGGAAACAAAUGCUACAGUGUCUGCGGCAGUUAUCAUUAACAGGAACAACUAACUGUUCAUCUCCAUCUUUGGAAGGUGGCUUAGGUGAUGAUAAUACAGCAAGCUCCCAACCUUCACCUACCGUUAACUUAUCACGAGCAUAUACCCUUGCAGUGCAAACAUCUUCAUACAGCGAGAUAUGGUCCAAGGUCCACUAUGAGGUCCCUUCUGACCGUAGUGUGGAGGUAGCAGAAGUUGAGUUCCAGGAGGGGUCGCUGCAAUUAGAAGAUGUCCUUCAACCAAACCAUGAGUGCGUCCAAGAGGCACUUUUGCAUAUAAAACCGGACGCCCUAAAUCAACUUGUUGCUAAGUACUUGGACGAUAGUGAGCAAACCACUCGUCUCUGUAUCAUUUUCUCAGAAAGUGUAAAGCAAGCUAAACUUUCCUAUGCUCCCAUUCGUAGGCUGCUCGAUGUCCUUCCCCUGGACAUGGAGUCUGGUGGACAUUCCCUUUCGCAGGUUCAAUGCAAUUGGGCAUUUGACAUCUUCCUCCAAUUUGACAGCCUCAGCAAUCCCUUUCCUAUACAUGACACCCAUAGCUUUAAUGAUAUGCGUCAUUGCUACUUCGAGCUAAAGCGUGAGCUUGACCUUCUUUUACACAAGUCACGUUCAAAGGUUCAACUUCUUCGUCAUGCUACCAAAGGUUCAGUUGUAUGUUUAGUUGGAGCUACUAUCGGAGUGAUCAUAACAGCUGUUGCUAUAGCUUCUCAUGCUUUUGUCGCCCUUGUAGCAGCCCCAGUAUGCUCUGCUUGCGUCCCUUCAAAAAUAGCAAAAAAGGAACUGGUUCAUCUCGAGAAGCUGGAUGAUGCAACUAAGGGGAUUUUUUUCCUCCACAAUCACUUAGAGACAGUAAAUUGCUUGGUGGGCCGAUUAUAUGAUGCAGUGGAGUACUACAAGCGUCUUGUUCGGUUUGCACUAGAGAGAGGAAAAGACCGAUACCCUAUCCAGGAGGUAGUGAAGCAACUUCACAGGAAACAUAGCAAUUUUCUCGAAGAAAUUUUGGGUCUCGAGGAGCAUUUGUGUCUAUGUUUUGCUGCAAUAAAUAGGGCCAGAGGCCAUCUUCUCAACUAUCUCCUUCAUCAAAAUCAGGCCCCUGGAUAAUUCGUUCGUUCUGUCCGAUGGUGGAUGCUAAAUACAAGACUGUCGAUGAAGAAGUGGAAACUCAUAUAGCCGCGGACCCCCUAACUUAUUUGGGACCGAGGCAGAAAUUGUUCUGUUGUAUAACAUGACUAUUGACAGCUACCACUUUGGUGAAUCGAAAACUUAACAUGUUACGCUUACUAGUAUCUAUAGCGUUUUAGAAUUAACGAACAGGUCUGAUAGGAGAUUCUUCAAGAGGAACGCGAUUCGCGCUCCCCUCAUUUUUCCAGUAUCGUUGUAAUGAUUAUUUACCACAUGUUUUUUGCCAGCACAAGAUUAGUGUUAGCUAUACACUGGCAUAUUGUACUCUUUUCAUUCUCUUCUUAACAUGAUAUAAACAAAAUCACCAUCAUUGGCUUUGUACUC
This is a messenger RNA of Capsicum annuum, 1992 nucleotides long. RefSeq names its product UPF0496 protein At3g19330. Bases 457 to 1587 code for a protein of 376 amino acids. The record is from RefSeq and is a predicted model, not a curated record. NCBI's taxonomy places the organism in Eukaryota, Viridiplantae, Streptophyta, Magnoliopsida, Solanales, Solanaceae. The transcript has 4 exons.